This is a messenger RNA of Anoplopoma fimbria (sablefish), 1458 nucleotides long. RefSeq names its product olfactomedin 1b (gene olfm1b). Bases 1 to 1458 code for a protein of 485 amino acids. NCBI's taxonomy places the organism in Eukaryota, Metazoa, Chordata, Actinopteri, Perciformes, Anoplopomatidae. The record is from RefSeq and is a predicted model, not a curated record. Gene Ontology annotation, biological process: signal transduction. The transcript has 6 exons.
AUGUCGGUGCCUUUGCUGAAGAUCGGCGUCGUGCUCAGCACCAUGGCGAUGAUCACCAACUGGAUGUCGCAGACGCUCCCCUCUCUGGUGGGGCUGAAUACCACCAAGCUCACGGCGGCACAGGGAGGGUACCCAGACCGGAGCACAGGAGUGUUGCCAGCGAACCCAGAGGAAUCGUGGCAGGUGUACAGUUCAGCCCAGGAUAGCGAGGGGAGGUGUGUCUGCACUGUGGUGGCGCCCCAGCAGUCCAUGUGUUCACGGGAUGCCCGCACCAAACAACUGAGGCAGCUGCUAGAGAAGGUCCAGAACAUGACCCAGUCCAUCCAGGUCCUGGACCAGCGAACCCAAAGGGACCUGCAGUAUGUGGAGAAGAUGGAGGUCCAGCUCCGUGGUCUGGAGACCAAGUUCAGGCAGGUGGAGGAGAACCACAAGCAGAACAUCGCCAAGCAAUACAAGGCCAUAAAAGCGAAAAUGGAGGAGCUUAGACCGUUGAUACCAGUGUUGGAGGAGUACAAGGCCGAUGCCAAAUUGGUAUUGCAGUUUAAGGAGGAGGUCCAGAAUCUGACGUCAGUUCUAAGCGAACUUCAGGAGGAGAUGGGGGCCUAUGACUACGAGGAGCUCCACAACAGAGUGUCAAAUCUUGAGGAGAGACUCCGAGCAUGCAUGCAAAAAUUAGCAUGUGGCAAGCUGACGGGCAUCAGUGAUCCCAUCACCAUCAAGACGUCCGGAUCCAGGUUCGGCUCCUGGAUGACGGACCCCCUGGCACCUGAAGGAGAUACACGGGUCUGGUACAUGGACGGUUACCAUAACAACCGCUUCGUGCGAGAGUACAAGUCGAUGCAGGACUUUAUGACGUCAGACAACUUCACGUCCCACCGGCUGCCCCACCCGUGGUCGGGGACGGGUCAGGUGGUGUACAACGGCUCCAUCUACUUCAACAAAUUCCAGAGCCACGUCAUCAUAAAGUUCGACUUCCGCACCUCCUCCAUAAGCAAGUCCCGGCAGCUCGACUACGCGGGCUUCAACAAUGCGUAUCACUACGCCUGGGGCGGCCACUCCGACAUCGACCUGAUGGUGGACGAGGGAGGCCUGUGGGCCGUCUACGCCACCAACCAGAACGCCGGCAACAUCGUCCUCAGCAAGCUGAACCCCAACACCCUGCAGAUCAUCAAGAGCUGGACCACCAACCACCCAAAAAGGAGUGCCGGCGAGUCUUUCAUGAUCUGCGGCACGCUCUACGUCACCAACGGAUACUCGGGUGGCACCAAGGUGUACUACGCCUACUCCACCAACUCCUCUACCUACGAGUACAUCGACAUUGCCUUCCAGAAUAAGUACUCGCAUAUCUCCAUGCUGGACUACAACCCGCGUGACCGAGCCCUCUAUGCCUGGAACAAUGGCCACCAGGUCCUCUACAAUGUCACACUGUUCCACGUUAUCCGCUCAGAAGAACUGUAA